Molecule: messenger RNA, 2502 nt
Organism: Pelobates fuscus (common spadefoot toad)
Lineage: Eukaryota; Metazoa; Chordata; Amphibia; Anura; Pelobatidae
Product: KIAA2013 ortholog
Exons: 5
Coding region: 404-2257 (617 amino acids)
Source: RefSeq, a predicted model, not a curated record
CAGAUACUUCUUGACUCACUUCCGGGUAAUGUGACAGAAAGUGAUAGAGUUCAGUCAGAGGAAACAGCGCGAGACCAGAGAAAUUUGUGCAGAACAAAGUGAAAGAAUGGAUUUAAGAUAACGAAGUGACAGAGUGCUUUGGCUGGCCUUUAUUCCAUGAUAUGUAACCUCUGCGCUUGUCCCUACACAUUUUAAUGUAACUGGAAUCUUGGUCAUUUGCACAUUGAGCAAAAUCCUACCCCAAAAUAAUAUGCAUUUUAAUAUGUCCACAAUAACUACCUACCUAAAUUUUAGGAAAUGCGUUCCUGCCUCUGAUGGAGUUGACAACUGAACUUGUGUUCUGAGUUUUUCUGGAAUACAUAUUUUGAGAGAACCUUCUAAACGCCUGUAAUUAACCAUCCAAAUGUGGCUUCAGCAGAGGAUUAAAUAUUUUCCAGGACUUCUCUCAAGCAGCUGGGCACGACGCAUUCUUGCUGUCUUGGGGUUCCUGCUAAUUGUAUACUGGUAUUUCUCCUCUGGAUCCAUAUAUAGAUCCCUAUGGUAUUCAGGACAGCCAAGAGGGGCCUCUGGAACUUGUUUGCAGGUGUACACCAAGCAAUGGAGAACACUGGCAGAGAGAGGCGAUCUGGUAAUGGCAUCUUUUCCUGGAGAAGAGACAAAACUACAAGGCCCUACAAUGGUCGGCAAUGGAUUUAUCCUUGUUGAUAUUGGCAAAAACAAUCUUUGGGUGUCUUCGAUGACCGUACCAUUUCACUUAACUGAGUAUUCUCCUGUGACCUCUAUUAAAAGCUCAGGGGCAUUUACAGAAGUUCAUGCUACUGCAGUCAUACUAAAAGAGGGGUUGAUCCGCACUAUUCGAUGUCUUCAACUGGAUUCAUCAGACUCUGCUCGUGAUUGUAUCACUGUUCGCGAGGACCACUUUGCUCAUCGCAAAAGGUCUCAUAUUUAUGUUCAGCGAAUCCACAUCUCAAAUCCAAGUGACAGAGUCACCGCUUUUGACAUCACUACCCAGAAACCACUAAAUGGAGUUAAAUUCUCCACCAGUGUAGAGAAAGUCCAUGACAGACAAUUACUGCUUUCCUCUGGCAGAGUGUCAGUUGAAGAUGGAAAAAAUGUCCUUGUUGUGGUUGCUUCCAAAAAACUUGUUAGCAGAGUUCAAGUCAGCCCAAAAUCUGAAUUUGAUGAGACGGCCGUGUCUGUUGUUUACACGUCUGAGCCGAUUGACUCUGGGAAGGUGGACGACACAUUCAGUAAGCUCCGAGAAUCUGCCAAGAAAGAUUUGCUGGAGGUUAUGCUAAUGAGAACAGAAGAUUUACUUCUUGAGCAUCAACAGAUUUGGUCUGAUUUGUUUGUAUCAGGGAUUGAAAUGAAAAAGAUUAAGGAUUUUCAUACUCCAUCGAGCAACACAAUCAAUAUUACUCUCUACUAUGUGCUGUCCUGUUCUCCAGCACCCAUGGUGGAUCCACUUCUAAACAAUGAAGAGCGGGAUAAGAUGGAAGCCACGCUGAAUUAUGCAGACCAUUGUUUUACUGGACAUGCUACCAUGCAUGCAGAGAACUUGUGGCCUAGCCAUUUGAGCAGCAUUGCCCAACUGGUGCAGCUCUUUGACUUGUGGAAAUUGACGUUACAGAAACGAGGGUGCAAAAGCCUUGUGUUAGCUGGUGCACAUGGACUCAUGCAAGGCAUGAUGCUGAGCUUCGGAGGCCUGCAGUUCACAGAAAACCACCUGCAGUUCCAGUCCGAUCCACAUGUCCUUCACAACAGCUACUCUCUACGCGGAAUCCAUUAUAACAAAGACCUUAUCAACCUAGCUGUCAAACUGGAUCAGGAUGAGAAGCCUUAUCUCCACGUGUCUGUAAAGUUCCAAGACAAGCUGGUGAAACUCUAUGCUUGUGAAGCUGGCUGUUUACAUGAGCCUGUGGAACUGACCUCCGAAAUCAGAGGACACACCUUCCCAGUACUGGUAACCCAGCCGCUCACACCUCUGCUGUAUAUCUCCACUGACUUGACGCAUUUGCAGGAUUUGCAACACACUCUUCACUUGAAAGAAAUCUUGGCCCAUGAAGAACACAUGGCCAAACAAUAUCCAGGGCUGCCCUUUUUGUUUUGGUUUAGCGUGGCCUCUCUGAUCACACUCUUCCACUUGUUUUUGUUUAAACUAAUCUACAAUGAGUACUGCGGCCCUGGUGCCAAGCCACUUUUCAGGAGUAAGGAAGAUAACGAGCUGCCCUCUAAUAAAACAAAAUACACCUUGUGAUAGGUGAGUAAGACAAAGUGAGGCCCAGGAGAAUGAGUGUCGGGCUGAGAAUUGAUAUAACCUGGUCUGAGACUUCAUCGUGAAGCAGGAAUAUUGUGAAUCCGCUGCAGCUGGAUGUAUCUUAUUGCACUUGUCAUGGAGAUCUGCAGCCAGAGAUGGGAUAGUUUUUAGAAGUCAUUUGAGCAGUGCUGUGACUAAUAGUAUAUUUUAUUAAAACACUUCUUGCCAUUUAGCUCACAAUGUAA